This is a messenger RNA of Thlaspi arvense, 412 nucleotides long. Lineage: Eukaryota; Viridiplantae; Streptophyta; Magnoliopsida; Brassicales; Brassicaceae. The record is from the annotation of a GenBank genome assembly.
GAUGUUUGAAGAGUAUAUGACAGAGCGUAACCCAACAAUUACUAGUAAUGCACUACAAUUAGUGAAAGACCAACAAUUUGCAGAAUGGUGUAAAGAUUAUGUGAGUUUCAUAAAAUUAACAAGGCUACCGAAUCAUAUGAAUUUCCUAUGUGGAUGUUUGAUUUUGUUCAAGGUCCGAGAAGAAAUUAUACAUCUUGACCUAUAUACUUGUCACGAGGAUACCGCUUUCACACGCAUGCCCAUGGCCAAAAUAAGAAAACUCAACAUUACAGGAACCACUGAUGCUGAUUAUUACGGGCUCAUUGAAGAUAAUAUGAUGAUUGAGUAUCAUGGUGCCGUUGGGCUCAAAGCCAUGAUUUUCAAAUGCAAGUGGUUCAACACUACAGAAGGCCGUGGAUUUCGCAAACAUCCU